This is a messenger RNA of Schizosaccharomyces cryophilus OY26, 2651 nucleotides long. Its product is annotated as fasciclin domain-containing protein. Bases 65 to 2209 code for a protein of 714 amino acids. Gene Ontology annotation, biological process: macroautophagy. The record is from RefSeq and is a predicted model, not a curated record. NCBI's taxonomy places the organism in Eukaryota, Fungi, Ascomycota, Schizosaccharomycetes, Schizosaccharomycetales, Schizosaccharomycetaceae. The transcript has a single exon. Gene Ontology annotation, cellular component: fungal-type vacuole membrane.
UUGGGAUAUUCCUAGUAAACUUCAACUACACACAAUUACAAUAUCAUUGUUACCAAGAAAUGCAAUGGUGCUUUGGAUUAAUCUCAUAUGCUUUUCUUUAUUCUUUUUUUCAAUUCAAGCACAGGCUGCAUUGCAUAGUCGGUCAACGUCAAUUGUAGAUUUACUGUCUUCAAGUCCCAACUUUUUUCGUUUAAUAAGGCACCUACAGCAGGAAAACUUCAUUCCUUACUUAAAUCGAAAUAAAGGAUUAACGCUGUUUGCUCCUGUUAAUGAAGCAUUUCGUAGAGACACGAUUGAUCCAGUGUGGCCCUACCACAUAUUGAAUACGACUGAUUUGAAUCGUACAGUUUUCGCUACUGAAUUCAAAGCGGCCGAUGGCCGACCAAUCGCUUUAAAAGUAACACACAGAGAGGAGUCUAAUAAUCCUUAUGAUCUCGUAAACGAUGUCUACAUCAUCAAACCCAACUGGCGUGCCGAUAGCGGUGUUGUCCAAGUUGUGGAUCAACUGCUUCGCCUUCCACCGACAUCGUUGGAAAUACUAAGUUCUGAAAGCGAGUACAGCAUAUUCUAUCGUUUAUCUUCUGCCUGGGUUAGUGAGUAUGAAUCAACUACUCUCUUUGUUCCGACAACGGAUGUGUUUGUGAAUACUUUUACAAGUACCCAACUAAGCUAUUUUUACUCUUUUUAUGCCACUGAAGAUGUAAAAACUCUUUUCAAUCAACACUCUGUCAUCCAUGAACGAGUGUAUGCUGACGACGUUGUUGAACCCAAGAAUUUUACUCUAAGAAACGGGCCUAUUAUAACCUUGCAAUACGAUAAGCCCAAAAAAAUCUUAUACUUCAAUGACACUCCUUCAUAUAAUUUUGAUAUAGUCACCCGCAAUGGAGCUAUACAUGUCUUACCUGCUCUGCUAAAUCCUGAAGUCAUUACGUUUACGCCCGCUAAAUAUCUGAUAGGCUUAGGAGCAACCUGGUUUAGUGAAAAAAUUUCUAAAGAAAGAGAAUAUAUUGCUGUGGAUACAUCAUCUCACAGAGGAAUUUUUGCUCCUACGAAUUGGGCUUUCCGUGAAAGCUCUGAUAUCGAUUAUCAUAUUAUGGAAAACUUUUAUAUGCCAGAUGUCAACAAAUAUUACUUAUCGAGGACUAAUGCCAAAAGCCAUGAUGAACAUAGUGCUUUAAUAAGAGUUGCUACAGAUACUGCUGGUGCACUUUACGUUAAUUUCGACUCGCAUUCCAUUGACAAGGAGACGAUCGGUAAUGUAAGUUUAUUUGUUCUUGAAAAAGACAUUGAACCCCCUAGGCCUUUGCUCUCCCAACUUAUUUUGCUGGAUGAAAUUUCCAUGAGUAUUCGAUACCUAGCCUCACUCGGCCUUGGAGAAGAUCCCAACAGUACUUGGUUUUUGGUUGAAAAUGAUGCAUGGGCAGAGUUGGGACUUUUACGAAAGGCUUUAGAACAUAAUUUGGAGAUGAUGCAAAAUGUUUUGCUUGAGUACAUUUUCCAAGGAAUCCAUUACUUCGGGUCAACUGAGGAUUCUUGGACUUCUGGAAACUAUACAACCUUGUCCGGUAGAAGUAUAAUGGUUGAAAGCACGAAUGAGAACAACGAUAUAUUAAAGAUAAAUGGACUUUCUUACAAUGUGAAAACGCGUGAUAUGUUGGUUCAAGAAGGUGUCGUUCAUAUCUUGGAUAGAUUAGUUGUUCCCUUUGCUAUACCUCAACGUGAUAUGAUUAUUGCGGGAGGAAGGAAAGAAUUUUUAAGUUUACUCGAAAAGCAGGGACUAUUAGACAUGUUAGAACAAGGAUUUUCUGUUGUAGUCCCUCCCCUAUCGGACUCUGAUAUCAAAUCAAAGGACUUUUCCUUUGCCGAUCGACACAUCAUUGACACUGGAAAACAGUCAUUUAUUAUCCACGAUUCUCUUCUAUCAGUUGAUAAUGGGCCGUGGGUCCAUAUUGAAGAAAGUGGUUUCUCUAGUUGUGGAAAUGUUUUCUUUGUACGAUCUCCAAUUCCUACAAAACGAGACGCUAGCUGGAGGACUUUCGCGAUUUCUCUCCUUGGCUUCUUAACUGCUGCAGUCUUUACCAAUAGUGGCUACAAGAGUUACAAAAUAUAUCAACAAAAACUGUGGGCUGCAGAAAGAGAACCUUUGUUGGUGCCAGCCCGCCGUUCCUCAUCAAUUCAUCGUUCCGGAAGUCCUGCUCACUCAGUUUGAAAAAUUCUUCAACAUUUGUAUAUUAUAUUCACAAUGUUCGACCAACGACGCUAAAUGAUUGGAAAAAUACGAAAAACCCUAAUAUUUUCAUUCUCGUGAAAUAAUUUUAAUGAUAAUAAAGAAUAGAACGUUCCCAUGAAGAUAAUUUUAAUGCUAUCCUGAAUUAAGAUUCAUGCUAUCUGCAAGAUAGACUAAUAUUAUUACAGCAUCAGAGAAUACUCUUAUGGUCUAAUUUACUGUUUAUAACAUAAAGGAUCUAGUCAAUUAACAAGUUCACGCGGCAGUAUAAUUUUAUAUGUAGCCUAAAAACUACCGUUGAGACGAUAAUGACAUUAUGAAGCUACUUCUUUAUAUACUGUUAGUAAAUCAUCAUUAACAUAUGCGCUGAUCUACAGAAAAUACUGGAAUCAAUCCUUCAGGUAUGUCUAAGAAAAAAAACCGC